AAACACUCCGUGCCCCAAGGCCAGAGAGAGUGAGAGAGGUUUCUUGCGACCUAGGGUUUCCUCUACCAGCUUGGAUCCAUGUCCAAAACCCUUGGAAUCCCGCCAGAUAAUCCUUUUGUUUGAUCUUGCGCUCCCGGAUUCGCUCCCAAUUCCGUCUCUUUCCACCUAGUCGAUCCAGGGAUUAUUUCUCUUCCAUGAUUAUGUUUCUGUUUUCUUUCCUUGUGUCCUCUUGUUCGAUCGUGGAUUCGAUCUCUUCGGUUCUUCAGAAUCUCCGCGUCUUCGGCCCUGGAUUGAAUCCUUUCGCACCGUUCGGCAUGGGCAACUACUCGGUUUCCCGCUAACCUUCUGGCUUCCCGGGAUCCUCUUUUCGAACUAUGUAAACCCUCGAUCUUGGACCUGUUUCGAUCGAUCUUUUGUGCUCCAGUUUCAAUUCGUGCCACAAGAUCUAGGUUCUCCUUUCUCCUCGAAAAAUUCCUUUUCUUCCUUACGGUUGGGUUUUCUUUGAGGAAUCAUAUCAUAUCCCGUCUCUUCCUUCUGGAAGAAGACCAAAGAAAAAUAAAGUUUCGAUUCAGGGCUUUCUUUGGGGGAAUCGGCUCGCUCUUGAUUAUUUGGGCGUGUGGUUGCAAUUUGGGAAAUCAUGCUGCAAGAAGACGUGGCACAGCCUCGCCGCCACUUGUUGAGCAGGCGAUCCUUCAGGCAGAGGUCAAGGGAGAGGGACGAUAGGGGUUGGACCCUGCUUCACAUCGGUGCUCGGAAAGGUGACCUGAAGGAGCUUUUCCAGGUGAGGCGGCUGCUUGAUGAAGGUAUGGAUGUUAAUGUGACAGCAUGGGGCCCUAAGGCACAAGGUGCAACCCCUCUCCAUCUUGCUGCUCAAGGUGGACACCUCAGGGUUAUGGAUGAAUUACUUGAGCGUGGUGCAAACAUUGAUGCUAGAACAAAAGGCGCAUGUGGCUGGACACCUCUCCACAAUGCAGCCAAAGAGCGGAAUAAGGAAGCUAUCAAAUUCCUAAUUGAAAGUGGUGCAUUCUUGCCUCCUGACAUAAAUGACCACAGAUUUAAUCCACCCCUUCACUACUGCCCAGGUCUGGAAUGGGCCUACGAGAUAAAGCGUCUACAAGAUGAAAGCUUCUCUUCCAGCGAUACUACUUGCACUUCUGAGAACUGAGCCAGAUGCUUUCAUUGAUGUCACGUUCAUCUCGCGUACAAGUAUGUAGAACAGCUGAGACAUUAAUGUUGUGAUGUGUGCUUAGUUGUUGGCCAUCGACCUCCUUUUAGGUGAUGUAGACCGACUCCUUUUAGGUGAUGUAGAACUACGUUAUCUGUUUCAGGACUCUGCUGGCUUGCGAUGGAACGAAUAUAUUUCUCGAAGUUAAUGUAUGCGGUUGUGAAAUAAAGGUUGUUGUGCUUGUGCCGUUUCAAGGUUGCUA
Molecule: messenger RNA, 1427 nt
Organism: Elaeis guineensis (African oil palm)
Lineage: Eukaryota; Viridiplantae; Streptophyta; Magnoliopsida; Arecales; Arecaceae
Product: phytochrome-interacting ankyrin-repeat protein 1
Biological process (GO): protein K6-linked ubiquitination
Cellular component (GO): BRCA1-BARD1 complex; BRCA1-A complex
Molecular function (GO): ubiquitin-protein transferase activity; protein binding
Source: RefSeq, a predicted model, not a curated record